GUCAACACUAUCAUAUGUCAGUAUGACAUACCUUUGAACCUGGGUUUCAAACUCGGAUGUUCAAGUAUGGAUGGAUCAGUUCAAGAAUCUGUAGCAACUCGCACCUCCCAUAGCAUACACAAGCAUAAUGGUACAGAAAUAACUGAGGCUGAUAAAAUAAUAUGGGGUGAAAUCUGCUGUAACUAUGAAAAGAAUGUAGCAAAAAUAGAGGAGUACUUGAAAUCAAAGAGCUGUGUGAGUGAAAUUGAGCCAAAUCCAGCAGUUGGAUUUUUAACAAAUCAUCAUGUUCAACCAGUACUUAAAACUGGUUUAUAUGAGAUGCUCUUUAAGGUAGCAGACAAUGAUAGUUAUUAUGUGCUGAAAACUGCAUUUGAUGGGAUUGAUUUCCUUAGUGAAUACUUGUACAACAUGAAUCCGAAAUACCCGGAAAGGAGAUUAAAAUGGACCAAUAUAUUUGACAUGAAUUGGGUGAAAGAAUCCUUGGCAGAACAUCCGAGACCUUUCUUUCCUUUCCAACGAAUUUGGAGUAGAGAAACUGCAGCAAAGAAAAUUCAGGCCUUCAUGAGAGCGUAUUGGGACAGAAAAAAGCCAGAUAUACAAGAGGUUAGACUAUUUUGGAAGGUAUACACAACUCGACAGAAGGGCUUGAAUGUGGUUGUAAUAUUAUGUUCCACUAAUUUUCAGGAUAUAGAUGGAAAGGCGCCAUAACGUUUUUCCAGAUUUAUUUUAUGUAUUAUAUGAUACGAGUACAAAAUGUCCAAUUAGAAAAUCGCACAAUAAAUGUUAUAUUAUGCCCUUCG
This is a messenger RNA of Acanthoscelides obtectus, 800 nucleotides long. Lineage: Eukaryota; Metazoa; Arthropoda; Insecta; Coleoptera; Chrysomelidae. The record is from the annotation of a GenBank genome assembly.